This is a messenger RNA of Camelina sativa (false flax), 1649 nucleotides long. RefSeq names its product cytochrome P450 CYP94D108-like. NCBI's taxonomy places the organism in Eukaryota, Viridiplantae, Streptophyta, Magnoliopsida, Brassicales, Brassicaceae. The record is from RefSeq and is a predicted model, not a curated record. Gene Ontology annotation, molecular function: oxidoreductase activity, acting on paired donors, with incorporation or reduction of molecular oxygen; iron ion binding; monooxygenase activity.
AAGUGAAAUAGGCAACUCAAAGAAGAUAUGGAGCUCUUCAUCUUCAUCUUCAUCUUCUUCCUCUGUUUCCCUAUCUUCAUCUUCUUCUUCCCCAAGAAUUCUUCUUCAGAAUUCGGUUUCAAGUCGUAUCCUCUCGUCGGAAGCUUACCUGGUUUAGUGAAUAACCGUCACCGUUUCCUCGACUGGACGGUGGAGACUCUGUCCCGAUGCCCAACACAGACGGCGACUUUCCAGCGGCCAGGGAAGCUAAAAUUCGUCAUGACGGCGAAUCCAGCUAACGUCGAGUACAUGCUCAAGACCAAAUUCGAUAGUUUCCCUAAAGGCGAGCGGUUCAUCUCGAUCCUUGAGGAUUUUCUCGGCCGCGGGAUUUUUAACUCCGACGGCGAGAUGUGGUUGAAACAGAGGAAGACGGCGAGCUCUGAAUUUAGUACUAAGUCUCUCCGUGACUUCGUUAUGAACAACGUCACCGUCGAAAUCAACAUUAGGCUUGUUCCGGUGUUAGAAGAAGGUGCGACCACCGGGAAAUUGAUUGAUCUUCAAGACAUAUUAGAGAGAUUCGCGUUUGAUAACAUAUGUAAAUUAGCCUUCAACGUUGAUACAGCUUGUCUGGGAGCCGACGGUGUCAGUUUCAUGCGUGCCUUUGAAACGGCGACGGAGAUCAUCUCGAAACGGUUUCAGUCUGUGGUUUCGUAUUCGUGGAAGAUCAAGAAGAAGCUCAACAUCGGAUCAGAGAGAGUUUUGAGAGAAUCGAUCGCGACCGUUCAUAAAUUCGCAGACGAGAUCGUGCGUCAGAGGAUUGAUCAAGGGAGAAGUACAAGUGACGACGAGAAGGAGGAUUUGCUUUCUAGAUUUAUCAGCGACGAGGAGAUGAAUUCACCGGAGAUGCUUCGUGACAUUGUCAUAAGCUUCAUCCUCGCGGGACGUGAAACCACUUCCUCUGCUUUGAGCUGGUUCUUUUGGUUACUCUCUACGCAUCCAGAGGUGGAACAUAAGAUUCUACAAGAGCUAAACUCGAUUCGUGAGCGAACAGGGAAGCGAGUCGGGGAGGUUUACGGGUUUGAAGAUCUUAAACUAAUGACUUAUCUGCACGCGGCGUUAACCGAGUCUCUAAGAUUGUAUCCGCCAGUGCCAGUGGAUACAAUGAGUUGUGCUGAGGACAAUGUGUUGCCUGAUGGAACAUUCGUAGGGAAAGAUUGGGGGAUAUCCUAUAACGCGUUUGUGAUGGGGAGGAUGGAGAGUAUUUGGGGGAAAGAUUGCGAUCGGUUUGAUCCCGAGAGGUGGAUUGAUGAAACAACGGGUGGUUUUAGAAGUGAGAGUCCUUACAAGUUUCCUGCGUUUCACGCGGGACCAAGGACGUGUUUAGGGAAAGAGAUGGCUUAUAUUCAGAUGAAAUCGAUAGUCGCUGCGGUUUUAGAGAGGUUUGUGGUUGAGAUACCGGGGAAGAAGGAGCGUCCUGAGAUUCUGUUGUCGGUGACACUUAGGAUCAGAGGAGGUUUGUUUGCGAGUGUACAAGAGAGGUCUUGAGUUACUUGUUGCAGAAGCAAUCUUUGGGUUUGGUCUACUCGUAUCUUAUUAUACUGUCCAUAUUUUUACUGUAAACAAACACGUUUUUUUAGUGGAUAAUCGAAAUACAAUCUCGGCGUGACGUA